CCUCCCCUACCUUUCUUUUUCUCCCAAACUCACUUUCUCUCAUGCAGUUAUCAAAAUCAGAGAUUUUUGCAGAUCUGUCACACAUCUCUCUCUUUUUUUCUGCAUUUUCUUUUCUCAGAGCACAAGGUUCAUCGUGUAUAGAAGAACAAAAUGGCAAACUCGGCAUCUGGAAUGGCUGUGCAUGAUGAUUGUAAGCUCAAGUUCUUGGAACUAAAAGCAAAGAGGAACCACCGAUUUAUUGUGUUCAAGAUCGAGGAGAAGAUACAGCAGGUGAUUGUGGAGAAGGUUGGAGGUCCCGAUGAAAGCUAUGACGAUUUCGCUGCCUCCAUGCCUGCCGAUGAGUGCCGCUAUGCCGUCUACGAUUUUGAUUUUACAACCAAUGAGAACUGCCAGAAAAGCAAAAUUUUCUUCAUUGCAUGGGCACCUGACACUUCAAGGGUGAGAAGUAAGAUGCUUUAUGCAAGCUCCAAGGACAGAUUCAAGAGGGAGUUGGAUGGGAUUCAAGUGGAGUUGCAGGCAACAGACCCUAGUGAGAUGAGCUUGGAUAUCAUAAAAGGCCGGGCACUCUAAAUAUUCUUGUAGAGCAUUAUUGAUCCAUCACUUUGUCACAUGAU
Prunus persica (peach) is the source of this 614-nucleotide messenger RNA. RefSeq names its product actin-depolymerizing factor 1. Bases 151 to 570 code for a protein of 139 amino acids. Gene Ontology annotation, molecular function: actin filament binding. The transcript is spliced from 3 exons. The record is from RefSeq and is a predicted model, not a curated record. Gene Ontology annotation, biological process: actin filament depolymerization. Lineage: Eukaryota; Viridiplantae; Streptophyta; Magnoliopsida; Rosales; Rosaceae. Gene Ontology annotation, cellular component: cytoplasm; actin cytoskeleton.